AUUCUCAUUAAUUGAACUCGCCAUUUUAUCGCAUAGUAUAUAUUCAUUCCAAGACUGUGCCAUUGAUAGAUUGAAUCUCACGCAGGCACAACAAUGAGGGCAAUAGUUUACCACGGAAACAAGGACGUAAGGUACGAUCCCCAGUAUCCGGAACCCACUAUAAAUCAUCCCAAAGAGGUCAAAAUCAAAAUUGACUACUGCGGAAUAUGUUGCAGUGAUUUAGAUGAAUACCGGGAUGGUCCAAUAUUUUUCUCGCCGGACCACCAGGCCAUUUCCCGGAAACCCUUCCCACAAGCCAUGGGCCAUGAGAUGUGUGGAGAAAUCGUGGAAUUGGGCUCUGCCGUUAAUGCCAAUUUGAAGGUUGGUCAAAAGGUUGUCGUCGAAUCCACAGGAACCUGUUUGGAUCGGGAAUAUCUAGAGUUACCUGAAAAGAAGUGUCUUUCAUGUGUUCAAGGAGCCUAUAACCAUUGCGACCACAUAGGAUUUUAUGGAUUGGGCUUCUCCGAUGGAGGAUUUGCUGAUUUCUGUGUUGUUGGAGAACAUCAUGUAAUUCCAUAUUCCGAGGAAGAUUUGCCAGUUGAGAUUGCGGCUCUCACGGAGCCUUUAGCAGUCAGCUGGCAUGGAGUGCGUGUUUCAAAUGUCACCAAGGACGAUUCGGCUUUGGUCCUUGGAGCAGGCUCGAUUGGGUUGACCACCAUAAUUGCACUCAAAGGUCAUGGGGUGAGGAAUAUAAUAGUUAGUGAGCCAAAAGAAUCUAGAAGAGCUUUGGCUGAAAAGUUCCAUGUCCAGGUUUUUGAUCCCACGCCCUUUAAUCACGACGAGAAGCUGUUGACUAAGGAAUUGUUGAAGUUGAGUCCUCUUGGAUGGGGUUUCAGUAGAAUUUUCGAUUGUUCAGGUAAAAAGGAAACGUUUGACAUCUCCUUGAGUGCAUUGAAGACAACUGGUAUUGCCACCAAUGUAGCCUUUUGGGCUCACAACAAGCAAACAGUGUUCCCUAUGGAUUUGACAUUGCACGAAAAGAAUCUCACCAGCUCUCUGUGCUACGUUAGAGAAGACUUCGAAGAAGUCAUCCAAGCGUACAGAGAUGGAUUAAUCGACCCCGAGGAGGUAAGACAGAUAGUCACCAAAGUCGUAGCACUUAAGGAUGGUUUUGAAGAAGGUUUUCUCCAAUUAAUAAACCAUAAAGGAAAGCACAUUAAGGUCCUAGUAUCACCAUUGCCAAAAAUCUGAAUAGAUAUUCAUAUAUGGUAUUUAGAUAAGUCAUAUCAUCUGUGGAA
Messenger RNA from Scheffersomyces stipitis CBS 6054, 1277 nucleotides. RefSeq names its product Ife2p (gene IFE2). The transcript has a single exon. NCBI's taxonomy places the organism in Eukaryota, Fungi, Ascomycota, Pichiomycetes, Serinales, Debaryomycetaceae. Gene Ontology annotation, biological process: butanediol biosynthetic process. Gene Ontology annotation, molecular function: (R,R)-butanediol dehydrogenase activity; zinc ion binding. The record is from RefSeq and is a predicted model, not a curated record. Gene Ontology annotation, cellular component: cytoplasm. Bases 94 to 1230 code for a protein of 378 amino acids.